Messenger RNA from Pestalotiopsis fici W106-1, 762 nucleotides. RefSeq lists its product as uncharacterized. NCBI's taxonomy places the organism in Eukaryota, Fungi, Ascomycota, Sordariomycetes, Amphisphaeriales, Sporocadaceae. The record is from RefSeq and is a predicted model, not a curated record. The coding region runs from base 1 to 762 and encodes 253 amino acids. The transcript has 2 exons.
AUGGCUCCUCAAGCUCCCGUAAGCUACGUCUCGCCAAGGGCACGAUUUGGCCUGAUUGUGCCGGCGACAAACACUGUCGUCGAGGCCGAGUUCAACUGGAUGACGGUCCCAGGCGUCUCGUGGCACAGCGGCAGGAUUGAGAUUUCAAAUCCCAAUCUCAACGAUGAUGAUACCAUGGUCAAGUUCCUCGAGCAGCUACGUGGCACGAUUGGAGCGGCCGUAGAGCGUGUGUGUUCAUGCUUGCCGACGUACAUGGUCAUGGGCAUGAGUGCGGAGACCUUCUGGGGCGGCCAAAAGGGCGCCGAGGAGUUUGAGCAGUUCAUGACGGAGAAGUCGGGUGGUUUGAAGGUCACUACUGGCGCCCUGGCGGCGCGUGCAGCGCUGGAUGCCUAUGGUGCGAAAAAGAUUGGCAUCAUUACACCGUAUCAGGCCGUGGGAGAUCAACAGGUGGUCGACUUCUUCACUCAAAUGGGAUAUACUGUUCACAUGAUCAAGGGACUACGCUGCGACACGGCCACGUCGAUUGCCGAAGUGCAUCCCGAUAUCAUCAAGGAUGCAUUCCGAGCGGUCAACGCACCGGAUGUCGAUGCUUUGCUCCAAGCUGGUACAAACCUACCUGCCGCAAAAGCAGCUGCCGAGAUGGAAGAGGAGCUUGGAAAGCCAGUCAUCGCCAUCAACACGGCCACCUUGUGGCAUGCGUACAGAACCAACGGUAUUCUGGACAAGGUGCAAGGCUUUGGAUCUCUGCUAGAGAAGCAUUAG